Molecule: messenger RNA, 303 nt
Organism: Punctularia strigosozonata HHB-11173 SS5
Lineage: Eukaryota; Fungi; Basidiomycota; Agaricomycetes; Corticiales; Punctulariaceae
Exons: 3
Coding region: 1-303 (100 amino acids)
Source: RefSeq, a predicted model, not a curated record
AUGAGCGAACAUGUAGCAAUGGCAAGGGCUGUGGAUAAAUCCGCCAAGGGCGGAGUCCUGGUUAAACUCGUUCUGUUUGCCGUCUCGUUGGCCAUCGUUCCAUUGCUGACAUACUAUGCCUCGUCAAUCUAUCUCUACGGAGGGAAUACUACAUAUGCCGCUUUGACUGCUGUGUUCUCUGCCAAUACUGUCCUCGUUGUCUACAUCAUCACGUCAAUCUUCGAAGAUACUCCACUCAAGACUUCACAUGAUUCUCCUUCAGAAUCAACGGUUACGACGGCGGAGGACAAGAAACAGCGGUAG